AUGCCUACUGAAUCUGCGUCCUCGGGGCUGCGUCCGGCUCAACAAUCGGACGCCCUGGUUUGGAUCGACUGCGAGGUGCUGUUUACUCUUUCCCUUGCCAGGCAAGCCACUGACCAGUCACUGCAGAUGACCGGCCUUGAUCCCGAUUCCGAUUCAAUCAUUGAGAUCUACUGCCUCAUAACCGAUGGCCAGCUCAACUUGCUUGACGAGUGCGGAUGGGGCACCGUCGUGCACCAGCCGAGGGAACGGAUGGCUAUGAUGGAUGAGUGGUGUACCCGUGUCCACGGUGACAGUGGCCUCACUGCGGCCGUCAUUGAGUCAACGGUGACACCUCAGCAGGCAGCGGAUGGCCUGCUAGCUUACAUACAAAAGUACGUCCCCCAAAAGGGCACCGCUCUCCUUGCGGGUAAUAGCGUGCAUGCGGACCGAGCGUUUCUUCGAAAGGCUCCUUACAACAAGGUCCUCGACCACUUGCAUUAUCGCAUAUUGGAUGUCAGUAGCAUCAAGGAGGCCGCGCGGAGAUGGUGGUAG
Molecule: messenger RNA, 531 nt
Organism: Thermothelomyces thermophilus ATCC 42464
Lineage: Eukaryota; Fungi; Ascomycota; Sordariomycetes; Sordariales; Chaetomiaceae
Exons: 2
Coding region: 1-531 (176 amino acids)
Cellular component (GO): mitochondrion
Molecular function (GO): nucleic acid binding; 3'-5'-RNA exonuclease activity
Source: RefSeq, a predicted model, not a curated record